AUGGGGCUCUGGAGCUCCCGAAAGCCCGACGAUGAGGUUGACAAUGAGGAUGCCGAAUCCUCGUAUAGGCCCGGUCAAAGAGAUCCUGACGAGAGGACCAGUUUGUUACCUCCUGCUACGGACGACCACCACCUCGAUCCAGAUGAUCCAGCUGUCACACCAUACAAUCUUUUGUCCGUGAGAUCGAUGAGAUGGGUUUCUAUCAUUCUCCUAGCGAUCUCCUCCCUGUGGUGGAUUCUUCUGCUGAUAUCCACCUUUGUGACUCCGCCGGCAAUGCACUCGCGGGGAAGUGGCUUCUUUAGCUUCGCCUAUGCGACACUUGCUACUGGAGGCUUAGUGGUUCUUCUCAUAUCUUACGUUACGCCCUCCAGAUCAGAGCAAUACUCUUGGAUUGCUCUUUCUAUCCUGUUCUUGGUCGACACGAUCAUUGUUUUGUCGGUAUCACGUAUCCGUGGGGAAGAGGGAUGGGUGGGAAUUGUGUCUGUCAUAGGGGCAUGUCUGGUCAGUGCCUGGGCUGUACUUUGUGACCGCGUUGUCGAGUACGGAAAGGUUGAAGAGGAGGAGCGUUUGACGGGGCGUAGGGAAACAAGGAGGUCAUUGAAAGAAUGGCUUUCUGUUUUCGCCGUCACCAUAACCCUCAUCGCCUUUAUCGCACUGGCUGUCCUGUUCACCGGAAAUCUGAUUAUUCGUGCUCGCGACUUGUCUCUUGCACCCCCCGGAACGAGAUAUUUUGUGGAUAGCCAGAAGUAUGAGGUUCACAUAUUUUGUCUUGGGGAUGAAACAGAUAGCCGGGGAAAGAAAGUAACUACCGUCUUGUUGGAGGGAGGGGAGGAUCCAGUUGAAUAUGGACUCGAGGGCUGGGUAAGGGAUGCGCUUGGAAACAAGACGAUCAAUCGUUAUUGCUUUUGGGAUAGACCUGGCAUGGGUUUUAGCGAAAAUGCUCCCAGUCCUCUAUCAGCGGGUAUGGCUGUGGAUGCUCUGUCCGAGGCACUUUUGAGGGCCGAUGAAACCGGGCCCUGGGUCUUGGUUUCCCAUGGUGCUGGGGGCAUAUAUUCUCGCAUCUUUGCCUCCCGCCACAGCACGGAGGUUAAGAGCUUGCUCCUAAUUGAUGCUCUUCCCGAGUCUCAGCUUGACCGUAUAGGGUCUGCUGGUCGAGGCUUCGUUCUGUGGUUACGUGGAAUCCUAAGCCCCCUCGGGAUUGAUCGUUUGAUGGGAGCGAUUUUCAGAGGACGUUCACGCAAUGAUCGUGUGAUCGGCCGGUCUGCCCAUCAAAAUCCCAAACAGAUCAAAGCAAAACUUCAGGAAAACCUUGUGGCGACAACCUUUACGAAGAACGAGAUAAUUGCUGCACGCGCUAUUCUACCCAGAGAUAUCCCCGUUGUGGUCACCAGCUCCGGGAAAGCUGUAAAGGCGGACAAAAGAUGGGAUGAUGGUCAGAGGGAGUUGACCAAACUGACGGACAAUUUAGUAGCCUGGGAUGUUGUGGACCAUUCACCGCACGAAGUUUGGAACGACCCUCAAGGGCGCGCGCUUUUGGAGAAGAGAAUAGGCGAGUUGGUGCGCCAGAAGCAAUAA
This is a messenger RNA of Tuber melanosporum (Perigord truffle), 1575 nucleotides long. RefSeq lists its product as uncharacterized. The record is from RefSeq and is a predicted model, not a curated record. The coding region runs from base 1 to 1575 and encodes 524 amino acids. NCBI's taxonomy places the organism in Eukaryota, Fungi, Ascomycota, Pezizomycetes, Pezizales, Tuberaceae. The transcript has 4 exons.